Micropterus salmoides (largemouth bass) is the source of this 1790-nucleotide messenger RNA. RefSeq names its product transcription factor E2F3-like. NCBI's taxonomy places the organism in Eukaryota, Metazoa, Chordata, Actinopteri, Centrarchiformes, Centrarchidae. The record is from RefSeq and is a predicted model, not a curated record. Gene Ontology annotation, biological process: regulation of transcription by RNA polymerase II. The transcript has 9 exons. Gene Ontology annotation, molecular function: RNA polymerase II cis-regulatory region sequence-specific DNA binding; protein dimerization activity; DNA-binding transcription factor activity, RNA polymerase II-specific. The coding region runs from base 136 to 1317 and encodes 393 amino acids. Gene Ontology annotation, cellular component: RNA polymerase II transcription regulator complex.
AAAAAAGGAUUUCCGAUCUGGAAACCCGCCGUGAAGCUCGUCGUAAACAACCCGCUCCCGUGCGCUGUGCGCCGGGUAUUACCGGAUAUAAAGGGGGCUCCGGUGCGCCGGUAGCCCGGAGGAGAGACGGGCAGCAUGGUGAAGUGUGUCGUCUCUGGGUGUCCGAAUCGCAUGGUGAACGUAAACCGGGGGAUCUUCAACCGUCAACCGAAGAGGUUCUUUAAGUUCCCGAAGGACCCGGCUCGGGUCAAGGUGUGGCUGGCGGCGCUGAGGGAGACAGACAAGCAGGACGCGACAGAGCAGCAUUUAAUCUGUGAGGACCACUUCCUGCCGGAGGACGUGUCCACCAGCGGGGUCAGCAGCGACGCCAUCCCCAUCAUGCCCCCUUACCUGGACGGGCCCCUGGGCCUGAUCAGCCCCUGGGGAGCCGAGUCCUCGGAGGAAGAGGAGCAGUGGGCCGCCGGAGGCUGCGAGGAGGAGGAGGAGGCGGAGGCGGCAGUGGAAAAUGAAGGAGGAGAUGAUGAUGCUCCUCCUGCAGCAGACACACCUGCACAACAGGAUCCAGGUGGAGGUUUGGAAAACCCUCCAGAGCCUGAGAAGACCAGUGCUGCGCUGCAACAGAGGAAUCCAUCGGUCCAGUCCAAGAAACUCAACAGACAUGACGUGUCUCUGGCGAUGCUGACUCAGCGUUUCCUGGACCUUCUGCUGGCGGCGCCGGGCGGCUCUCUGGACCUGAGAGAGGUGACCACGAGCCUGCGGACCCGCAGACGGCGAGUCUACGACAUCACCAACAUCCUGGAGGGCAUCGACCUCAUCCGGAAGGAGUCGGCCAACAGGGUGAAGUGGACGGGAAAGUGUCGGAUCUCCAGCUUUCUGCGGAAGAACCAGCAGAAGUUCCAGAGAGAGCUGCAGAACCUGAAGCUGGUGGAGGACGCGCUGGACGGCCUCAUCAAAAACUGCGCCCAGCAGCUGUUCGACAUGACCGACGACGCGGAGAACGCCGCGUCGGCCUACGUGACCCACGAGGACGUCUGCCGGCUCAGAGCCUUCCAGGAGCAGACGGUGGUCGUCGUCAAAGCUCCAGAGGAAACUAAACUGGAGAUUCCUGCACCCAAAGAGGACAGCAUCCAGGUCCACCUGAAAGCGGGGAAGGGUCCCAUCGUGGUGAUGGCCUGCGAGGUGGGAUCAGGAGACGCCGUGACCUCUGACCCCGGAGAGAGAAGCGGCUUCUUUUUAACGCUGGAGGAGAGCCGGAUCAGGACGAGCGCGCUGCGCACAGAGUCUUCAGGUCCACAGAGCGCCGUGCAGAGUGCGUAGCCGCCGGCGGACCACCAGGAGGCGCCAGCUGUGCUCAGGGUUCAGUCACACACCUGGAGACGUGACGAGAAGCCCGAUUGGCUCGUCUGCAGGUUCCAACGGGUCCUGCGCACGCGCCUGGAACAGGUUUCUGUCCACCGUCCACCAGUCCGAAGCAAUAAAAGGGCGAAACAAGAGAGGCAAUAAACCGUAAAACCACUACAUUUCAUUUGCACCAAUAAAACAAAGUUUUAAAUGAACUCCUGAUCCGACUGAGUCCAGCUGGACCGGGACUUACUUUUUGAGAUGAAGCGAUGCGCCACACAGCGGCGCCUCUGACGGUUUGAUAACGUCCUGACUGACGUUUGCUGUGAGAUGUUUUGUUUUUGUACUCUGCGUUUGUGUUUUCGUCUCGUCUUUGUGUUUUGCAUUUUAAAAUGUUGUCAGCCUGGUUUGACACAAGAUGCUGUAACCAAUAAAACAGUAACGUGUAC